Marchantia polymorpha subsp. ruderalis is the source of this 3276-nucleotide messenger RNA. Lineage: Eukaryota; Viridiplantae; Streptophyta; Marchantiopsida; Marchantiales; Marchantiaceae. The record is from the annotation of a GenBank genome assembly.
GGAGGUCGAACCAGAGAGGACAUGAUCGCAAGUGCGAAGAAAAGUGGAGUGGAGUGGAGAGGAGUGGAGCAGGGGCAGGGGCAGGGGCAGAGCGCCGCAAAGAGGAGAGAUGGAUCGUACCGACAGCCGGGUGGUGGUGUUGCACAUGCUGCAGCGCAGCCUCAGCUGCUGAGGCAGUCAGUCGGAGUCCGGGAUUUCUCGGCUCGGCUCGGAAAGGGCCGCGUGACGGUGGCGGAGAUGAGAUGAGAUCGAGCAUCGUACGCAACCCUGAAGAAUUUUGAUCCGCCGUGGAGUGGAGUGGAGUGGAGCAUGACGCAGCUCUUGAAUCGCCCUCGAACGCAGCCCACUCGCUGAUAGGAAUUGAACCCCAGAGCCAUAGAUAGAGCAGGAGAGCGAUCGGCUGUGACGAGCAAAUAUUUAACUGCAAAGCAAUCCAGUCAACCGACAUUCCCACGAGUUGUGCUCUCCAGGCCCCGCAUUGCAUCAUGCUGCAUCCUCCCCCUGCCUCUCUGUCUCUGUCUCCCUCUCUCCCUGUCUCUGUCUCUCUGUAAGACAUCGACAUUGUGAACAUGGUCGUGCGUCUGUCCGGCUGCUGCGAUUGACCACGAGAAGCAAGGGUAGGAAAGGGAAGGCGAGGCAAGGCAGGGCAAGGAAAUCGGAGGGAAGAAAUGCAGCGUGACUGAGUCGGUCGAAGUGCGCGGGGACAGUGCUGGCGGCCAUUUCCCUGGAGCGAUUUCGGCGGCGAGUCUGCGACGCGUGACGUAGUACCGCUCUGCUUCGUGGCCUGUGGAAGCAAGAGAGAAGAAGGUCGGGCAGCUAAUCUGCAACGACGCCAGCAGUUGGAGCGAGCCUGCCUGCCUUUCAUUCUCCGUGCCAUUGCUCUGUCCGCUGAGGUUGUUGUGCUGGCCUGCGGUAUUCCGGAAACAGACCAGAAAUUCUUGCAGCUUUGACCGCCCUACAUUGCCUCAAUUUGCACUGCGCUUUUAAGCGCUCCGCCUCCGACUGCGACACGAAUGAAUCUGACUCUGAUCUGCCUCUCUCCCCUCUCUUAAUCACCUCCCUCCUCCCGUCCUCUUCAUCAUCAUCUUCUUCUUUCUUCUUCUUCUACACGAAACCUCGAGGUUUGGGGUUUGGGUCAUAAUGGCUUCCACAUGAUUCCGAGCUCAAUCGGCGUGGGCAUUACAUUACAACCGCGUGCGUCGACUCCGCAUCGUCUCACUCGAAGCUUAAGAAUCCACCGAUGGCGAGAAUUGUCGCGCUCACGAGCGUCGUCGUGCUCACGCUGUGGUGGUGCGUGCUUGUGGCGGAGGCGGUGGAAGAAGGAUACCAAGAGUUUCGCGUUUCGCGAGGCCAGCAGCAGAAGCCUCGGAGUGGGCACCUGUACCCGUGGGAGCAAUCGGUCGAGUGGAGCAAGAGCCUGCCGCAAGGCGGCGUGGGCCUGAAGCUCGUGCACCGCGACGAGUGGGACUCGCCUCUCAUCCGGCCCCGAAGCGCCAGCAGCAUUGGCAGCAAUCGCCUGCAGCGCGACAGAGCGCGAGUGCAAGCGCUGAACCAAAGGGUGGCAAUCCCCUCGUCGGGCGGGGGCACGCCGGGGCCGCCAUUGAGAAGCCCCAUCAUCUCAGGCCUGGCCGAAGGAUCGGGCGAGUACUUCACCCGAAUCUCGUUCGGCUCGCCGUCGUCCGACGUGCUCGUGACCAUCGACACCGGCAGCGACUUGCUGUGGAUCCAAUGCCACCCGUGCGACAAAUGCUAUGUCCAGGUGGGGCCGAUCUUCAACCCGGGCGAGUCGCACUCCUACGAUCCCAUCCACUGCUACUCGGAGGCGUGCGAGACUCUGGCGCACAGCAAGUGCUCGGGCGUCACCUGCCAGUACGAUGUGAGCUAUGGCGAUGGGUCCUUCACCACGGGCGAGUUCGCGCGCGAGACCCUGACGCUCAACAACACCAAGAGCAAGCCCUUCAUGAUCCACGAUUUCUACUUCGGCUGCGGCCACGACAACGAGGGCUUGUUCAUCGCCUCGGCCGGCCUGCUGGGCCUCGGCCGAGGCCCUCUGUCGUUUCCCUCGCAGCUGUCCCGAGUCCUGAGCCCGCGAUUCUCCUACUGCCUCACGGAUCGCUUCGCGCUCGACGGCCCCGAGCCCAGCGACAGCUUCCUCUACUUCGGCGAGCCCGAGACGAGCCACAUGAAAUUCACGCCAUUGCUGCACAAUCCCGCAGCUCCCACCUUCUACUACGUGCAAUUGACGGGCAUCAGCGUGGCCCGGCAGCAGCUGCAGAUUCCGACCUCGGAAUUCGAGAUGGACUCGGCGGGGCGAGGAGGCGUGAUUCUCGACACGGGCACGUCCGUGUCGAGGCUGCCGACGGUGGCGUACAAGGCCAUGCGCGACGAGUUCCGCGAGAAGCUGCCGAAUCUGCAGCUGGUCGAUGUCCCGGGGCAGGAUUUGUUCGACACGUGCUUCCGGAUCGACGAGGACCAGACCGUGCCGACCAUCACGCUGCACUUCUCCAACGACGUCGACAUGGUUCUGCCCGCGGACAAUGUGCUCAUCCCCGUGGACGAAACGGGCGAGCUCUUCUGCCUCGCCUUCGCGGGCUCCGAUGGCCGCGCCAACCUGUCCAUCAUCGGCAAUGUGCAGCAGCAGGGCUUCCGCAUCGAAUUCGAUCUGUCGGCCAAGGCCCGCGUCGGCUUCACGAGAGUGGAUUGUUCCCCGAAUUGAAGCCUCGACGUCGGACACGACGAAGGCACACGGACAGUAGCCAGACAGGCUGGCUGGCUGGCAGGCUCAGAUGCUGACAGGCUUGCUAUCGUCGCCGAUCGGCAUCGAUUGCUCGAUCGGCCGAUCGACGGAUGGAUCGAUGGAGAGAUGGCCAGCCCGCAGCCAUGAGAUCGAUCUGAGAGGUGUGCUGGAAACUCUGUUUCUGAAAGCUGCUGCAGGCAGGACGGUUGGGCUUCACUGGUACUCUAGAGUAUGUAGUAGGUAGGCGAGGAACAGAGUGAGUGAGUGAGUGAGGUUAGAAUUCCAUUGAAUAAGAUAUGCAUUUAGGUUUCUCCAGAGAUUGUGGGCAGAUCAAGAUGAUGAUCGAAACCAGGAGCUGUGUCUUCCAAUGGCUCGCAAGCAAGCAGUGGGGGGCACGCAAGCAGCAACCAUGUUUGUUGUUGCUCGAGACUGACGUCAAUAUUUGUUGCCACCGGGACAGCAAGAAUCAGACACGGAUUAUGGACGUGACCGCCAAUGAAUCUAAUGAAUGUGUCCUUCUGAAUAUCAUUUCCUUUUUC